Microthlaspi erraticum is the source of this 372-nucleotide messenger RNA. Lineage: Eukaryota; Viridiplantae; Streptophyta; Magnoliopsida; Brassicales; Brassicaceae. The record is from the annotation of a GenBank genome assembly.
AUGCAAAGAUUGGCUAACCAGUUGCCCGAUGCGUUCACAGAUACGAAAAGGGUGACGAAGUCCUAUAUCCCCGCUGCUAAUGCUCCAUCAAAAAUAGAAGUUCCUCAUGAACAUUUUGAUGUGAAUAGAGCAAGUGAACCGGUUCAAUUAAAGCGCGGGAGGCCUAUAGGAUCAAAGGAUAAAAAUCCCCGAAAGAAAAAGAAUUGUGGAGUAAAGGUUCCUGAUGAACCGAAAUGUCUUGAAGACAUUUCCGAACAGGUUCUUGUAGAACCUGAUAAAGAGGUUCGUCAAGAUGACGAACCAGAGACAGAAAAAUUUGAGAUCUCCAUCUCCUUCGCCCAAAGUGGAAAAAUAUGGGUAGAAGUGAAAUAG